This is a messenger RNA of Rhododendron vialii, 7410 nucleotides long. Its product is annotated as acetyl-CoA carboxylase 1-like. The transcript has 33 exons. Gene Ontology annotation, biological process: fatty acid biosynthetic process. NCBI's taxonomy places the organism in Eukaryota, Viridiplantae, Streptophyta, Magnoliopsida, Ericales, Ericaceae. The coding region runs from base 283 to 7077 and encodes 2264 amino acids. Gene Ontology annotation, molecular function: metal ion binding; acetyl-CoA carboxylase activity; ATP binding. The record is from RefSeq and is a predicted model, not a curated record.
CCACGUGCUUUGCUGGGUCUCUCUCUCUCUCUCUCUCUCUCAUUAAAAGCCCGUUAAUACUUAUGACACCAGACUAGAACCAAACUCCCACCUCCCUCCCUUCCCCCUAUCUAAUUUCCUACACAGCAAUUCAGAUUUGAACAACAUUUUGGCGAGUCUUGAUUUCUGGGUAUUGUUUUCUUGAAUUCGUUAUGACUCAAAACAACCAAUUAAAUUGAAAGGUUUCCAUCCCAGUUCCCAAAAUUUGAAGCUUCAUCUGUUGCUCUUCCACGGUGUUACAGUAUGUUGGAAACCCAAAGGAGGCCACCAUUGGUGGGUUUAGGCCCUGGUAGUAAUGGCCACAUAAAUGGAUCAAUUCCAUUGAGGUCACCUAAUGCAGCAUUGGUUGUUGAUGAGUUCUGUUAUGCCCUUGGAGGAAAGAAGCCAAUACAUAGCAUUUUAAUAGCAAACAAUGGAAUGGCAGCUGUCAAGUUUAUACGUAGCAUAAGGACGUGGGCUUACGAGACAUUUGGUACGGAGAAGGCGAUAUUGUUGGUGGCUAUGGCUACUCCGGAGGACAUGAGAAUCAAUGCGGAGCACAUUAGAAUCGCUGACCAGUUCGUAGAAGUUCCUGGUGGAACUAACAAUAAUAACUACGCCAAUGUGCAGCUCAUUGUAGAGAUGGCAGAGAUAACACAUGUAGAUGCAGUUUGGCCUGGUUGGGGGCAUGCCUCCGAAAUUCCUGAACUGCCUGAUGCAUUAACUGCAAAGGGAAUCAUAUUUCUUGGGCCGCCAGCUUUAUCUAUGGCCGCACUGGGAGAUAAAAUUGGAUCAUCAUUGAUUGCUCAAGCAGCUGAUGUUCCCACCCUUCCUUGGAGUGGCUCUGAUGUGAAAAUGCCACCAGAUAGCUGUUUGGUUGCUAUUCCGGAGGAUAUUUAUUCCAAAGCAUGUGUUUUUAGUGCGGAAGAAGCGAUUGCUAGCUGUCAAGUAGUUGGUUACCCUGCAAUGAUAAAGGCAUCUUGGGGCGGUGGUGGUAAAGGCAUAAGAAAGGUACAUAAUGAUGACGAAGUGAGGGCAUUAUUUAAGCAAGUACAGGGUGAAGUUCCAGGCUCACCCAUAUUUAUUAUGAAGGUCGCGUCUCAGAGCCGACAUCUAGAAGUGCAGUUGCUCUGUGAUCAAUACGGCAAUGUUGCAGCUUUGCAUAGUCGCGACUGCAGUGUUCAAAGGCGACACCAAAAGAUAAUUGAGGAAGGUCCAAUUACAGUAGCCCCUAUGGAGACGGUGAAAAAGUUGGAGCAGGCAGCUAGAAGGUUAGCCAAAUGUGUGAAUUAUGUUGGAGCUGCUACAGUUGAGUAUCUGUACAGUAUGGAAACUGGGGAGUACUAUUUCUUAGAGCUCAACCCCCGAUUACAGGUGGAACAUCCUGUAACAGAGUGGAUAGCUGAAGUUAAUUUGCCAGCAGCACAGGUUGCAGUUGGAAUGGGGAUUCCUCUUUGGCAAAUUCCUGAAAUAAGGCGUUUCUAUGGGAAGGAACAUGGUGGAGGGUAUGAUGCUUGGAGGAGAACAUCUGUUGUUGCUACGCCAUUUGACUUUGACAAAGCACAAUCUAUAAGGCCAAAAGGUCAUUGUGUUGCUGUGCGUGUUACAAGUGAGGAUCCAGAUGAUGGUUUUAAGCCUACUAGUGGGAAAGUACAGGAGCUGAAUUUUAAAAGCAAGCCAAAUGUGUGGGCGUACUUCUCUGUUAAGUCCGGAGGAGGCAUUCAUGAAUUUUCAGAUUCUCAAUUCGGUCAUGUCUUUGCAUUUGGGGAGUCCAGAGCCCUAGCAAUAGCCAACAUGGUUCUUGGGCUGAAGGAAAUUCAAAUUCGUGGAGAAACCCGUACAAAUGUUGAUUACACCAUUGACCUAUUACACGCUUCAGAUUACAGGGAAAAUAAAAUACACACAGGCUGGUUAGACAGUAGAAUAGCAAUGCGAGUUCGAGCAGAAAGGCCACCUUGGUAUCUAUCUGUGGUUGGAGGUGGUCUUUAUAAAGCAUCUACUAGCAGUGCAGCUAUGGUAUCAGAGUAUGUUGGUUAUCUUGAAAAAGGGCAAAUCCCUCCUAAGCAUAUAUCACUUGUGAACUCAAAAAUUUCUUUGAACAUCGAAGGGAGCAAAUAUACGAUUGAUAUGGUGAGGGGAGGACCAGGAAGCUAUAGAUUGAGAAUGAAUGACUCAGAGGUUGAGGCAGAGAUACAUACUCUACGUGACGGAGGUUUAUUGAUGCAGUUGGACGGAAACAGUCAUGUGAUAUAUGCAGAGGAAGAAGCUGCUGGAACUCGGCUUCUGAUUGAUGGAAGGACUUGUUUGCUUCAGAAUGAUCAUGAUCCAUCCAAGUUAGUGGCAGAGACUCCAUGCAAGCUACUGAGGUAUUUGGUCUCAGAUGGUAGUCAUGUUGAGGCUGACACACCCUAUGCGGAGGUCGAGGUUAUGAAGAUGUGUAUGCCACUUCUUUCACCUGCUUCCGGAACUAUUCGAAUCAAAAUGUCUGAAGGUCAAGCAAUGCAGGCCGGCGAGCUUAUAGCGAGGCUUGAUCUAGAUGAUCCAUCAGCUGUAAGAAAAGCAGAACCUUUUCAUGGGAGCUUUCCAAUUUUGGGGCCACCGACCGCAAUAUCUGGAAAAGUUCAUCAGAGGUGUGCUGCGAGUUUGAAUGCGGCCCGGAUGAUUCUUGCAGGAUAUGAGCAUAACAUUGAUGAAGUUAUGCAAAACUUGCUCAGUUGUCUCGACAAUCCUGAGCUCCCUUUCCUUCAGUGGCAAGAGUGCUUGUCUGUUCUGGCAACCCGUCUUCCUAAAGAUCUCAGAUAUCAGCUGGAAUCAAAAUUCAAAGUCUACGAAGGUAGUUCAAGCUUGCAAAAUCUUGACUUCCCGGCCAAAGUAUUGCGGGGUGUUUUUGAGGCCCAUCUAAGCUCUUGCCCUGACAAAGAAAAAGGAGCCCAAGAAAGACUUGUUGAACCUCUGUUGAGUCUUGUUAAGUCUUAUGAAGGGGGUAGAGAGAGCCAUGCUCGUGUUAUUGUUCAGGCCCUUUUUGAGGAGUAUUUUUCUGUCGAGGAAUUAUUUAGUGACAACAUCCAGGCUGAUGUGAUUGAACGACUUCGACUGCAAUAUAAGAAAGAUCUUUGGAAGGUAGUAGAUAUUGUGCUUUCUCAUCAGGGAGUCAAGGGAAAAAAUAAGCUGAUUUUACGACUCAUGGAGCAAUUGGUGUACCCUAAUCCAGCUGCAUACAGGGAUAAACUAAUCCGAUUCUCUGCCCUCAACCAUACAAGUUAUUCUGAGUUGGCACUGAAGGCAAGUCAACUGCUAGAGCAGACCAAAUUAAGCGAACUCCGGUCCAGCAUUGCUAGAAGUCUUUCUGAAUUAGAGAUGUUUACUGAAGAUGGUGAAACCAUGGAUACUCCUAAGAGGAAAAGUGCCAUUAAUGAACGGAUGGAGGAUCUUGUGAGUACUCCGUUAGCAGUUGAAGAUGCCCUUGUGGGUCUUUUUGACCACGGUGAUCACACUCUUCAAAGGCGGGUUGUAGAGACUUAUGUUCGUAGACUGUACCAGCCGUACCUUAUAAAGGGCAGCGUGCGGAUGCAAUGGCACAGAUAUGGUCUUAUUGCUUCGUGGGAGUUUUUGGAAGAGCAUAUUGCAAGAAAAAAUGGAUCCGAAGAUCAAUGUUCAGACGAAACAGUAGUUGAGAAACGUACUGAGAGGAAAUGGGGAGCCAUGGUCAUCAUCAAAUCUCUUCAGUUCUUGUCAAUGGUGAUAGACGCUGCAUUGAGGGAAACAUGUCAUGAUACACUUGAUGCGAGUGGAUCUAUCAGCCCAGUGAGUCAUGGUAAUAUGAUGCAUAUUGCUUUAGCAGGCAUCAACAACCAGAUGAGUUUGCUUCAGGACAGUGGUGAUGAGGAUCAGGCUCAAGAGAGAAUACACAAGUUAGCCAAAAUACUUAAAGAGAAAGAAGUAGGAUCCAGCCUUCGGACUGCAGGUGUCGGUGUUAUUAGCUGCAUCAUACAGAGGGAUGAAGGGCGGACUCCUAUGAGGCACUCUUUCCAUUGGUCAACAGAGAAGCUCCACUAUGAGGAAGAGCCCCUAUUACGUCACCUGGAACCUCCUCUAUCGAUAUAUCUUGAAUUGGACAAGCUCAAGGGCUACGAGAAUAUAAAAUACACGCCAUCCAGGGACCGUCAAUGGCACCUAUAUACCGUUGUGGAGGACAAGACGUUACCAAUCCAGAGGAUGUUUCUCAGAACCCUUGUAAGGCAGCCAACCUCAAAUGAAGGGUUCAUGGGGCUGGACAUGGGAACAAAUAGAUCCCCCUUAGCCAUGUCUUUUACUGCAAGGAGCAUUUUGAGGUCCUUAGUGACUGCAAUGGAGGAGUUGGAACUUCAUGUUCAUAAUGCUUCUAUCAAGUCAGACCACGCCCAUAUGUAUCUCUAUAUCUUGCGGGAGCAACAAUUAGAUGAUCUCGUACCAUAUUCAAAGAAAGUUGAAGUAGAUGCUGGGCAAGAAGAAGCUGCUGUUGAAACAAUCUUGGAAGAGCUGGUCCUCGAAAUCCAUGAAUCUGUUGGCGUGAAAAUGCACCGAUUAGGUGUUUGUGAGUGGGAAGUGAAGCUCUGGAUGGCAUCUCCUGGACCAGCCAAUGGCGCUUGGAGGAUAGUGGUUGAGAAUGUGACUGGUCACACCUGCAUUGUACAUACAUACCGAGAAUUGGAGGAUACCAGCAAACAAAGGAUAGUAUACCAUUCUAACUCUGUGAGUAGCCAUCUACAUGGUGUACCUGUGAAUGCACCGUAUCAGCCUUUGGCAACUCUUGAUCGGAAGCGGCUUUGGGCCCGGAAAAGCAGCACCACAUACUGCUAUGAUUUCCCUCUGGCAUUUCAAAAGGCCUUGGAAAAAUCUUGGGUAUCCCUUUUCCCUGGCAGAACUAAAGUCAAGGAUACAGUUAAAGUAACUGAACUAGUAUUUUCUGACCAAAAAGGCAGCUGGGGUACUCCUCUUGUUGCCGUGGAGCGGCCACCUGGACUAAAUGACGUUGGUAUGGUAGCUUGGACUAUAGAAAUGUCUACACCCGAAUUCCCUUCUGGAAGGACAAUUGUAGUAGUGUCAAAUGACGUGACCUUCAAAGCCGGAUCUUUUGGUCCAAGGGAGGAUGCAUUUUUCCUUGCGGUGACAGAUCUUGCUUGUGCUAAGAAACUUCCUCUAAUUUACUUGGCGGCAAAUUCAGGUGCUCGUAUCGGAGUAGCAGAGGAAGUAAAAUCUUGCUUUAAAGUUGGCUGGUCCGAUGAAUCAACCCCAGAAAGCGGAUUCCAAUAUGUCUAUUUGACUCCUGAAGACUACACACGAAUUGGUUCAUCCGUGAUAGCCCAUGAGUUAAAGCUGUCAAGUGGAGAAACUAGAUGGGUGAUUGACAGCAUUGUGGGAAAAGAUGAUGGGCUGGGGGUUGAGAACUUAUCCGGGAGUGGAGCCAUUGCAAGUGCAUAUUCCAGGGCAUAUAAGGAAACCUUCACCUUAACGUAUGUCACCGGAAGAACUGUUGGGAUAGGUGCUUAUCUUGCUCGUCUUGGAAUGCGGUGCAUACAGAGACUUGAUCAGCCAAUUAUCCUCACCGGUUUCUCAGCGCUAAACAAACUUUUGGGCCGCGAGGUGUACAGCUCCCAUAUGCAACUCGGUGGGCCCAAAAUCAUGGCGACCAAUGGGGUGGUACACCUGACGGUCUCUGACGAUCUUGAAGCCGUAUCCGCUAUUUUGAAGUGGCUAAGCUUUGUCCCACCCUACUCAGGGGGACCACUUCCCAUUUUGGCUCCCUCUGACCCUCCGGAGAGAUCUGUUGAGUACUUUCCUGAAAAUUCUUGCGAUCCACGUGGGGCCAUCUGUGGUGUUCUUGACCAUACUGGGAAAUGGCUAGGGGGUAUCUUUGAUAAAGAUAGUUUUGUUGAGACUCUAGAAGGAUGGGCAAGGACCGUUGUGACGGGAAGGGCAAAACUGGGAGGAAUUCCAGUAGGAAUAGUCGCCGUUGAAACGCAAACAGUGAUGCAAGUUAUUCCGGCAGACCCUGGUCAGCUGGAUUCCCACGAAAGGGUUGUCCCUCAAGCGGGGCAAGUUUGGUUUCCUGAUUCGGCAAGUAAGACGGCUCAAGCGUUGAUGGAUUUUAACCGUGAAGAACUCCCGCUUUUCAUUCUUGCCAAUUGGAGAGGUUUUUCUGGUGGUCAGAGGGACCUCUUUGAAGGGAUCCUUCAGGCCGGAUCAACCAUAGUUGAAAACCUAAGAACGUACAAACAGCCUGUUUUUGUAUAUAUCCCCAUGGCAGGUGAGCUCCGUGGCGGGGCGUGGGUGGUUGUGGACAGUCGGAUUAAUUCAGACCAUAUCGAAAUGUACGCUGAACGUACGGCUAAGGGGAACGUGCUUGAACCAGAAGGGAUGAUUGAGAUCAAGUUCCGAAUAAAGGAGCUUCUGGAGUGCAUGGGUAGGCUGGAUCGUCGUUUGAUCGAUUUGAAGGCAAAAUAUCAGUUAGCCCGGACUAAUGGGGACCACGUGACUUUUGAAUUGCUGCGGCAGCAGAUCAGAGCCCGUGAGAAACAGCUUUUACCAAUUUAUACGCAAAUAGCUACAAAAUUUGCGGAACUGCAUGAUACGUCCCUGAGAAUGGCAGCAAAAGGGGUAAUAAGGGAGGUUGUGGAUUGGGGUAAUUCACGGUGUUUCUUCUACAAAAGAUUGCAUAGGAGGGUGGUUGAAGGGUUAUUGAUCAAGACCGUUAUUGAAGCUUCCGGAGACCAGUUAUCUUUCCAAUCCGCAAUUGACAUGAUCAAGAAGUGGUUUUUGGAUUCCGAGGUUGCAGAAGGUAGGGAAAAAGAUGCUUGGGAAGAUGAUGAAGUUUUCUUCACAUGGAAGGAUGAUCCAAAUAACUAUGGAGAGAAGUUACAGGAAUUGCGUGCAGAGAAAGUAAAGCUUCAACUGUCGAGUAUUGCCGAUUCGCCAUUGGAUUUACGAGCUCUACCCCAGAGUCUUGCUGCCCUUUUAAACAAGGUGGAACCAUCCAGUCGAGCCCAAUUGGUUGAUGAACUGCGGAAGGUGCUCAGUUGAUUGAACUGCUUAUAACUCACUGAUUUUAAAAUCCAGCAUUUUGACCUAUUUCGGUGAGGUGAAAUUUCGCUAGUAAGUGACGGAAUGGAGGGAGCUUUCCGAUGAGUUUCAUUGUCUUCGCAAAGUGUAAAUAUGGGUUAGCAUGAGUUGGUUUCAGAUUAUAGUCUUCAAUUGUUUCAGAGGAAAUUGACCAACUCGUUGGGCUUUUCAUGGAUUUUCUGAACGGUAGAUUGAUUCAUUGGUUAUACUAGUGUUCUUUUUGAAGUGUCUUCUGGUAAAACUACUUCAUGUUCUAUCUUUGAAUAAAACAUACAUGAAGCAUCGUUGUAUUAA